Molecule: messenger RNA, 4546 nt
Organism: Platichthys flesus (European flounder)
Lineage: Eukaryota; Metazoa; Chordata; Actinopteri; Pleuronectiformes; Pleuronectidae
Gene: brip1
Product: BRCA1 interacting helicase 1
Exons: 20
Coding region: 179-3904 (1241 amino acids)
Biological process (GO): nucleotide-excision repair; double-strand break repair involved in meiotic recombination
Cellular component (GO): nucleus
Molecular function (GO): DNA binding; DNA helicase activity; ATP binding
Source: RefSeq, a predicted model, not a curated record
GAUAAUGAGCGGAGGAGUGGACUGACACGGCUCGUGGUUAAUCCUGACAGAACGUGUGUUUGUGUACAGUGGGCGCCGUUUAAGAUGGAUGUCAACAGUACCUAAAGUAAAGUGGAGGAAAUUAGUUAACGAGUGACCUGUAUCGGACCUCAGACACGUCAGAGGGACGCAGAGGAACAUGGCGAAGUCCCCAGUGGAGUACACCAUUGGAGGGGUGAAGAUCAACUUCCCCUGUAAGGCCUAUCCUUCCCAGCUGGCCAUGAUGAAUUCAAUUGUCCGUGGGCUGAACUAUGGGAAUCACUGUUUGCUGGAGAGUCCCACAGGAAGUGGAAAAAGCUUAGCCUUGCUCUGCUCUGCUCUGGGCUGGCAGCGGGCUCAGUUGGCUAAGCUGCAGGAAGGUGGAAACCCAGUGGACGCUAAGAACCAGUCCGACACUUGUAAGAAGCCAGAUGUCAACACAUACUGCCAGUGUGUGUGCCACAGCAAACCUUCACCGGUGUCGGCCACAGUAGAAGUCCAACCCGCUGUUGUGGACCUCACUGUGUCACCGCUUAAAGAUCAGAAGAUUGCACUGCAUUUGCCCCCCACACCUGCACAUUUGCUGUCACCAAAGGAGCCACAGUCCAAGAGGCAAUCCAUAGCCUCCCGCCUGUCUGAGAAGUUCCAGUCUUCCCUGAGCUCUGACUGCAACAACGACGAUGACUUCCAGCCAGAAAGGAAACGCCUUCGGGACGCUGAGCAAGAGUGUCCUCAGAGCCGGAAGAGGAAGCGCCUGGAGAGGGGAGUGAUCUUCAUAGAUGAUGAGCCGGAGCAAGAAAACCAGCCUCCAGGGCCCAGUUGGGCCACACAGCCAAACAGCCCCCUGACCGGUUUACCCUCAUCAUGGAGCGCCCCAGAACCCUGCUCCCAGUGCCCAUGUGCUUCAGCCAAAGGGAGUGGGAAGGACAAGGAUGGCAAAAAGAAGAUUCCUAAGAUCUUCUUUGGCACUCGGACACACAAACAGAUAACUCAGAUCGCCCAUGAGUUGAAACGCACUGUUUACUCCAAUGUUCCAAUGACCAUCUUAUCCAGCAGAGAUCACACCUGCGUUCACCCGGAAGUGGCUCCUCAUUCCAACCGCAAUGAACGCUGCAAGGAGCUGCUGGACGGCAAGAAUGGAAAGACGUGCAGCUAUUUCCAUGGUGUCCAGAGGAUGCGGGACCAGUACACUCUACAACAUGUCCAUGGGCUACAUGAAGCCUGGGACAUCGAGGACUUGGUCGCACUGGGCAAAAGGAUCCGCUCAUGCUCUUACUAUGCUGCCCGUGAACUUAGGCAGGACGCCUCCAUCAUCUUCUGCCCAUAUAACUACCUGCUGGACCCUAUGAUCAGAGAGAGUAUGGAGAUCGACCUUGCAGGCCAGAUCUUGGUGCUGGAUGAAGCCCACAACAUUGAGGACUGUGCCAGGGAGAGUGCCAGCUUCACGUUAGACCUCAACAGUUUGCUGACGUGCAGGGAUGAGCUGGACAGCAUGGUCAAAAACAAAAUCAGAGCCUCCAAACAUGAACCCCUCAGAGACUUCUGCUACACCCUUUUCAACUGGAUCCAGGAGAGCCAAGGCCUGAUGAGUGAAAGAGGAUAUGAGACUGCAAGUAAAGUCUGGAAUGGGAAGGUUAUACUGGCCAUCUUUGACACGCUGGGUAUCACUGCAGCGACCUUUGCUAUUCUGAAGAACAACCUGGCAGCAGUGCUGGAGAAGGACGAGAGGGUUGGUGUCGUUAAUGGUAAAGAGGAGAUGGUGCAAAUCCCAAUCAUCAGCUCAGCUACCUCCAUUGUCCUCAAGAACCUCUUCAUGGUCCUGGAUUUCAUGUUUAGGGACAACUGCAGGUUUGCUGAAGACUACCGGGUCGCCCUGCAGAGGAGCUACGCUUGGACCAAUCAGGUUCCACCCGAUGCUCCUGAUGCCCAGGGUUUUUUUGUUCGACCACGCGGGCGACAACGCCAGGGUGUCCGUGUCAAGAAAGAAGUGUUGGCACUCAGCUUCUGGUGCCUCAACCCAGCUGUGGCUUUCUCUGACUUGAGUGGGCCGGUGCACAGCAUUGUGCUGACAUCAGGAACCCUGUCACCCAUGGGCUCCUUCUCCUCUGAACUCGGGGUGAAAUUCUCCAUCCAGCUGGAAGCCAAUCAUGUUAUCAACAAGUCCCAGGUUUGGGUGGGCACUAUUGGUGCAGGACCUCAAGGCAGAAAACUCUGUGCCACCUUCCAACAUACUGAAACAUAUGCGUUCCAGGACGAGGUGGGGGCCCUGCUGCUCCAUGUGUGCCAGGUCAUCGCCAAGGGUGUGCUCUGCUUUCUGCCUUCUUACAAGAUGUUGGACAAGCUGCGGGACCGGUGGAUCAACACUGGUCUCUGGGAGAAGCUAGAAAAACAGAAAACUGUGAUCACUGAGCCCCGCGGUGGAGGCAAGGGGGAUUUUGACGAACUGCUUCAGACCUACUACAAUGCCAUUAAAUACUGUGACGAAAGAGGUCAAACUGAUGGUGCAAUGCUGAUUGCUGUAUGUAGGGGUAAAGUGAGUGAAGGACUGGACUUCACAGACGACAAUGCCAGGGCAGUGGUCACCAUCGGAAUUCCCUUCCCAAACAUCAAAGACCUCCAGGUUGAGCUGAAGAUGAAGUACAAUGACCAGCACAAGUCCAGAGGUCUCCUCCCAGGCAAUCGCUGGUACGAGAUUCAGGCCUACAGAGCUCUCAACCAGGCCCUGGGAAGGUGUAUUCGCCACAAGAAUGACUGGGGCGCCCUAAUUCUCGUGGAUGAGCGUUUCAUGAAUAACCCUAAUAAGUACAUCACAGGUCUGUCUAAAUGGGUUCGCCAGCUUGUCCAGCAUCAUGACACCUUCAGCAAUGCAAUGCAGUCUCUGGCAGAAUUCUCUCAGGUGCAGCAGAAAGUGGAGGCGGCCUCUGCAGACAGCCAGACAGUGUGCUCCACGGCCUCGCCUCCAAACUGUUUCUCUCCAGGAUCUCUAAAGGGACAGGAACUCCUCCGGGCCGCACUACCUCGGACACCUCACUCGUGUGUCACACUGCCUGAAUCACAGCAGGACGCAAGCCCCUCCACCUACCGCCCGUUUUCCUACACACAGCCGAAAACUGAACAGAAUGAAAAAGGAGAAUGGUUGAAGGCAACACACAGUAUCCCAGCAGAGCCACCUGCACCAAAAAGAACAGCUCAGUCUCUCUACCACAUGUUCAACUCCAACCCCAUCAGCACCUGCUUGAAGAGGGCAAUUUUUAAAGACAAGCCACCCAGUAAUCUCAGUCAGCACCUGGAGGCAACUAAUCAUUCUGAACACAAGGAGAACCACGAGAUCUCCUCUCCACAGAAGAACACUGAAGUGCCUUCAUGUCUUAAACAAGCGGCUGCAGACGCUUCCAGUGAAAUCAAAGCGAAACCACUCAGUCUUGCUCUCCGGACACCAUCAGUAGCUGUCUCUCCCAGCUGUGAAAGUGAGGCAGAGUCUCCAGCUGAAGAUGAAACAGAUGUGGACCAGACCAUCUUCUUUACUCCAGAACUUUUUGAGGGUGAAGAAGACGAAGACAGCUCAAAGAAGGAGACAGGGACAGAGUCGCCUGCCAGGGUGGUUUUAGGGCCAGAGAGCUCUGCCCUGCUGUCAGACGAACUUUUUAGCUCUGAGCAGGCCCAGGGGCAAGGGCAAGCCUUUGCUUUUGAUGGACAGGGCGCUAUUUCAGUCAGUAAGGAGAACACAGAGCUGACACAGGGACGUACAGAAGAGACCGGGGGACAGAAACAAGGUGAGGAGGGAGAGAAGGAGGAGGUGGACACCCAAAGCAGGCAGGCAUGCAGUAGGCUCCGCAGGCUGUCAAGGUCCAGACACAAACUCCCUGCCACUCCAACAGGUAACUAACAAACUGGACACAGGGACUUAUGUUAACUAAGCAGAAUAUAUAACGUACGAUUCAAGUGCAAAUACUGUGAAGAGUGCACAGUAUGCUGGAAAAUGUUUCCUCACUAGAUAUAUGUAAAAAUCACGGUUCAAUGUAAAAUGCAUUAUUCAAUUCAUGCUGCUGCGUUUCCAAUAUCACUGUUUCACUGGGAAAUAACCAAGAAUGUUGUACCUGCCUGAGGCAACUAGCCCGCUCACUAUUACUAUGUGUAGAGAAAAUGAGGAGGCUUCAGUAAAGCCAGCUCCCAUCUGGAUGCAGCUUCUUAUUCAGUGUGACAGAGCAUCAUAUUGAGGCCAUUAAGGCCUGUUCUCAACUAACCACCAUUACUUAAGCUGCAGCACUGAUUGAAUAUGAAUUUUAACAAAUCAUUAAAAUACAAAACCAUGUACAUCAUCUGCAAAAAGCACGCCAUCAUUUGGGUCUAUUUUAAUGAUGUUGAGGCAUGUUACAUGGACGCAUUUGACAUGCCUGAUUUGACCUAAAACACAGACCUUUAUUUGUUCAGUUUCAGUUCCAAUUGUGUAGCUAUGUGAUGUAAAUUGUGGGAUUAGUGUGUGGGGUCCAUCAGUCUAAUAAUUCAUGUUAAUUCUGUUCAGAUACAA